Messenger RNA from Linum trigynum, 3614 nucleotides. The record is from the annotation of a GenBank genome assembly. NCBI's taxonomy places the organism in Eukaryota, Viridiplantae, Streptophyta, Magnoliopsida, Malpighiales, Linaceae.
AGCCACAUCUGCUCUUCGGCCCAAAAACACCGCAGUCAGCUUCUGGACGUGAGGCUUAAGGUAAGUGAACUGGACCGACAAAUUCACUCAAAAACCCAAUUUUGAGAGCCUGCCAAUAGCUCGUUGAGCACGAAAUCUGAAAGCCCACUCUGUGUCUUUUUUUUUUCUUUUUUCUCCGAAUGCCAAAUCCCACAACUUAGCCGGGAUUGUUUUUCUUCUUCCUUUUCCCUAGGAAUGGCAAUGGGCAGGUUCGGGGCGGGUUUCUUGGUACCCAGACCCGCCCCGUGGCAGGUCGGGUCCAGGUCGGGUAAUUUAUCACGGGUUACGGGUCGGGACAGGUCGACCCAAUGGGUAUGCAAUUUAUAUGAAAAAUAUUAGAAAUAUUCGUUGUUUUUAUUAUAAGACCAAGGAAACAAACAAUAUUAUGAGAAAUAUAGUUAAAUUAUUGGAGAAAUUGAGGUUUUCACUAAUUUACGUCUUUAUUAUAGCUAAGAUUUGAUGUAAUAAAAGAGAAAUCCUAAGUAAUUUGACUAAAAUUACGUGUAAUUUAGACAAGAACGGGUCGAGAAUGGGGCGGGUCAGGACAGGUCGGGUCGAUGAGAGUACCCAUGCCCGCCCCGCCCCAAAACAGGUCAAACAGGUCGGAUAAAACGGGUCAGGUCAAAAUUGCCAUCCCUACUUUUCCCCCUACAAUCUGCUUAAUUAUGCUUUUUGGGUCACCUUGCUUGAACCACAUAAUACAUUUAUACUCAUGGUUGAAAUUAAAGCUCAAAUGAGAUGGCAAGAAAUGAAUGACAAAUUCAUUAGCAUAAGAAGCACAUCGGCUGUGUAUAGAACACAAAACAAUUUCCACUAACACAAAUUUGGAUAUUAUGUCAACGUAAUUGCGACGACUUGAAUAAUAUUGGGUUGAUCUAUCCACUUGAUCAUAAUAAAAUGGUUCACAACGCAAAAUGAUCAAUGACCCGAUAAUAACCAAAUACGUACUAUUAAGUUGGUCUAUUUGAACCGUGUCACGCUUCGCUGUGACGAACCGAUUUGACUCCUCUUUAUGAGAAAUCUCUUGCCCAAAUCUUGCCACAACUCAACCACCCACCUCCUAGCCCCAGCCAACAUAAAACGACCACCAGAACCUCAGAAAAACAAGAACACAACAAAACUGCUCCAGAUUUCAUUCACUUGCUGAACAGGUGGUCUUGGAGAGUCGGUUCCUCACGUGGUUCGCCACUUCUUCUUCAUCUUCGCCUUCCUCGUCGAGGGCGGAAGCACAGCAAGAAGAAGGUAACUGAAAACUCUGAAAGCGAUACUUUUAUUCUCUCUCUGCCUCGUUUUUCACUCUCUGGUGGUAAGCUGUCCAUGAAACUUCCAGAUGAUUUCCACCACAGCAAAGAAUAAAGAUCCUAUUUUAAUCAAUUUCUCAUUGAACCCACUUUGAUUUUCUCCCCUGCCUAUAACGGGUAGUUGAUGUUUCAACCGUUUGUUGUCAGAUUCAAUCUGCUUUCCUGGUAAAUUCUAUCUUCUUGGUCAGUCAAAUUCUGCUUAAAGUCGGCAACUUUGAUGACGAAACAAUGAUUUCUUUUGUAGGACUGUGUUUUCCCCCUGUCCUCUCUUUUGGGUAGUGAUUAAUCGAUGGCGGGGAUGUUGCCCGGCGUGGAAUGUGCCCGAAGAAGACGGUUCCAUCAGAGCGGCGGCGAUGCUCCUAACGUCACCGGCGGGACACGGAGGCCGUCGUUCUGUUUAUACACCAGCAAACACGAAGGGAACUCCCAUACUUCAAUUCCAUCUUUGAGAAAUGUACAGAGUCAGGCGUUGGAGGACAAGAAGCUGGGAGGAGCAGCCAGGGAGGCCAAAGAAAGACUGGAGGAGAGGCUUAGAACUCAGAGGAAAUGGUCAGAUUCCAAAAGACGAACCGCGAAUUCGGGAACUCUGAGAAUCGUGGAUGCAAGAACGAUGUCGCCACUAGGCGAAUUACAGACGGAAGUGUGGGGAGCGAGAUCAUCGAGGUGGGAGAGACUGAAGAUGAUGAAAUGGAAGGCGGCGACAGAGGAGCAAGAAGAGUGCAGCAUUUGCCUGGAUGGGUUCAGGGCAGGGGACCAUUUGGUGCACCUUCCAUGCGCCCAUAGGUUCCACUCGAAGUGCCUCCUGCCGUGGCUCGUGACCAAUGCUCACUGCCCCUGUUGUCGGAUGGAAAUUCACGUCGAGAUUCCAUCUUAGUUGUAGGCUGUUUAGAAGGUGAUAGGAUGAUGGCCCGGUUUCAUUGAAUGUAGUGGUACACGUUUUGGUUUGUUUCUUGUCCCCCUCGCCUCUUGGACUUUUGUGUAAGAUAUGUAACUUGUGAUGGCCAAAGAAGUGGCGAGCUCAUUAAUUCAGCAAUGGAAACUAGCUGGAGGAAGCAAGGAUUGGAUGGAACCCUUGUUUGAAUGAUAAUGAGUGGUGAUGGGGAAUUCAUAUGGAUGUUACUUGAUAGGACUUUGAUUUGAAACGGAGAUUGAUUGGUUUUGGUUCGAUUUGGUCAGAAAAAGGUGACUUCUUUUGUUGAUAGUGUUUAACAGUAUCAUUUAAGAUUGAUACGCAAUUCACAUUUAGCUAGUUGAUAGACAGUUGAUGUUAUACUAGGUCCACUUACAGUGAAAACAUCUAGCGUUCAAAAUUGUUCUGUGUAUAACAAGAACAAAAAGGUUAUAGGAGUGGUCAAGGAAGGUAAGUUGAGCAAUGGGCAAACAAAUGUUGCAAGGCAAUAAUCCAUCUAGAUGAGUAGUCGCCCGAGUUCAAUUAAGGUCCUCUGAUGACAAUUGUAAAUGAACUCCUUCAUAUGUUCGAAUCAAAAGUCAAUUAAACGCCUUCUUUCUCGAUUUUUUUUAAGUUUUAGUGAAAAGCUUGGGACAUUGGUUUUGUAUGGCACAAGUUUGGGAUAGUUUGCUUUCAACAUGUGCAAUUGUGCAUGUGUGUGUAUUUGGUACUCGUGAUAUUACCAAGUGGGGGAAGCAAUUUGCAAAAAGUUAGGGCACCCACCCAAGAUCGCACGUUCAAAACUAAAUUGUCCUAUAUAUAAAACCGCCCCAAGUAUUUAAAGCUCAUACUUAUUGUGACUUAAGAGUAAAUGGUACCCUAAAAUGUUUGGCAAAGGUGGCGAUAAUGUUUGGCAUGGUCCUCCUCCUCCAAAUAAACUUAAACCUCUACCUAAUUAAAGGAAGAUCUCCAAUAUCAAACACUAGCUAUAAUCUUACAACAUGACAAAAGUAUCUAAAUCUAUGAUAAUUGUUGAUUAGAAAGUUGCGGUUGGUAGAUCAUCUGACCAACAACUUACGUAACAAGAUGUAGUCGAAUUAGGUUAUGAUCAAUCGAACGAAAAAUAAACUUAUUUUUAUUUUCAUAUAAUUAUAUUAAGUAUGAAGUGAUAAGUAACCACCAUAAUUGGGCAUGAUAGUUAGUUUUCUUUACAAGUGGCGAGAUUUGUGAUAAAAUUGAAAAAAAGAAGAAGUGCUUGUGCUUAAGAGAGGCAACUUGAUAUGAGAUUUCAUAAAUCACACAAUCAGGAGUGACUUUCACGGGAUAAGAAAAUAUAAUGAUCGAUCAAUACUAGUGAAAUGAAGCAAUGAAUAGGCAACUUAACA